This is a messenger RNA of Drosophila biarmipes, 635 nucleotides long. RefSeq names its product ATP synthase-coupling factor 6, mitochondrial (gene ATPsynCF6L). Gene Ontology annotation, biological process: proton motive force-driven ATP synthesis. Gene Ontology annotation, molecular function: proton transmembrane transporter activity. Lineage: Eukaryota; Metazoa; Arthropoda; Insecta; Diptera; Drosophilidae. The transcript is spliced from 2 exons. The coding region runs from base 59 to 538 and encodes 159 amino acids. The record is from RefSeq and is a predicted model, not a curated record.
GUCUUAUUUCACUGGACUAGAGUAGUAUCGAAUCAGCUCAGUGAACAAACACAUUAAAAUGUUCUCCCGAGUUCUGAAGCCAACUCUAGUUCUAAGCAGGAGUGUGACCACUUCCGCAUCCCUGCGCUACAAGGAUCCCAUUUACCAUAUUUUCCUGGACAAGGUGCGUGAGUACCGCCUGAAGAGUCCCACCGGAAAGCCCAUAGAUCCUGGUCCGGAAUACGAGGCGGAACUGAAGGAGUCCCUGGAGCGCCUGGCUCUGCAAUACGGUGGUGGUGAGGGCGUGGAUAUGCUGGCUUUUCCCAAAUUCAAGUUGCCCGACAUAGACAUUGAUCCCAUUUCGGUUUUGGACUUACCUGAGAACCAACCGAAGCCCGAGAAAAAAGAUUCCAAAACAGGGGAUGACGAAAAGAAAGAUCAGCAAGUUAAGGCCAAAGAUGAUAAGAAAACCAAGACAGGUGAUAAAGAAGUGAAAGGCAAGGGCGAUAAGAAGGCAAAUGAAUCAAAGGGCAAGGACGAUAAGGACAAGAAAAAGUAGAGCCCAAAAAGAAAAUAUUUAUUAAAAAUUAUUAUUGAACAUGUAGCAACUUUUUUCUUAAAAAAAUAAUAUAAUAAAUAAAAAAAUAUAACAUUCA